Molecule: messenger RNA, 1256 nt
Organism: Mangifera indica (mango)
Lineage: Eukaryota; Viridiplantae; Streptophyta; Magnoliopsida; Sapindales; Anacardiaceae
Exons: 1
Coding region: 77-1234 (385 amino acids)
Molecular function (GO): protein binding
Source: RefSeq, a predicted model, not a curated record
CUUCAACAACACUAAUCAUAAAUCACCAUUAAAAUACAGACCAAAUCUUCUGAUAUUCACCCUUUUCAUUUAUCAAAUGGAUAUUAUCAUCAGUUUCAAACAAUUUACAAAAACCUUCAUCUUCCUCCUUCCAUGCUUUCUCUGUGUCUAUGGCGAAAAAAAUUCUCAAAUCUCUCAGUCCUUUGCAGACCAAAGACUUGCCCUUGUUUACCCCAUUAUUCAAAACUUCAAGAACUCUAUCACAUCAGACCCCUUGAACAUCACCCACACUUGGGUUGGCUCAGAUAUAUGCAACUACACAGGCUUUUACUGCGACCACCCACCUUACAAUGAAUCUGUCACCGCCGUCGCCUCCAUCGACUUCAACGGCUUCGGCCUCGAAGCCCCGACUCUCGAAGGCUUCAUCGAUCAACUACCAGACCUCGCUCUCUUUCAUGCCAAUUCCAACAAAUUUUCCGGCGCCUUACCAGAAAAACUUGCAACACUUCCAUUUUUAUACGAGCUAGACAUGAGUAACAAUAAAUUUUCCGGUCCUUUUCCCCAGGAAAUUCUUCGGAUGAGUGGCCUAUCAUUUUUAGAUAUUCGAUAUAAUUUCUUUUCUGGGUCUAUCCCUCCCCAAAUUUUCUUGCUAAACCUUGACGUACUCUUCCUGAAUAACGAUGACUUCAUUCGAACUCUUCCUGAUACUCUCGGCUCCACGCCGUCACAUUAUCUCUCUUUGGCUAACAGCCAUUUCACCGGCCCAAUUCCGAGCAGCAUCGGCAACGCUUCUUCAACGUUACAGGAAGUUUUGUUCAUGAACAAUUUGCUAACAAGCUGUCUCCCAUAUGAACUAGGGCUUCUGAAAGAAGCUACAGUUAUUGAUGCUAGUGACAAUUUUUUGACGGGUCCAUUGCCAUUCUCCCUGGGUUGCUUGGAGAAGAUAGAGCAGCUCAACUUUGCAGGAAAUUUACUGCACGGGCAGGUGCCUGAAGUGCUGUGUGCAGUGGGAAAUUUGCAGAAUUUAUCUCUGUCAAAUAAUUUUUUCAGAGAGGUUGGAGAGUUGUGUAUGAAGCUGAUCGAGAAUGGAGUUCUUGAUGUAAGAAGAAAUUGUAUUCCUAAUCUUCCUUAUCAAAGAUCAUCAGCUGAGUGUGCAUCGUUCUUCAUGCGCCCUAGGGAUUGCCCACGACCCUCAACGUUUAAUAUAGUUCCUUGCAAUGUUACACCAAUGGACAAUCUUCAACGUCUGAUAUAAUUUCUUUUUUCCUUUGAAUUUA